AUGGUCCUCCGCCAGGAUAGAAACCCGCUCACUCCAGAGUUUAACGCUCUCGUCGAGAGGUUGCGUGAAGAAUGGCACAUCCCAGGCCUGAGUAUUUCGAUCGUGCACGGUUCCAGCACCUACGCAAAGGCCUACGGUUAUGCUUCCUUUCCCUCCACACCUAUGACCACCACCUCCCUCUUCACAACCUGCGGCACAACCAAAGCCUUCACCGCCGCCGCAUUGUCCCUGGCGAUUGACGACAGCCAUUCCACCCCGCAUCCGAUCUCCUGGUCCACACCCGUCUCCUCCAUCAUUCGUGACGACUUUGUUCUCUCCACUCCUUCAGCCACAACCAACACUACGAUUGAAGACAUCUUAUCUCAUCGCAGUGGGCUCCCAGGCCACUUCUUUGCUAUGGCCAUGGCUUAUCCGAACGAGACUUUGCGCACCGAAGUCCGCAGACUUCGAUGGCUACCACUCGCCUUCCCACCACGAACAACGUUCAACUACUGCAACCAUAUGUUCAUGGCUGCCACAUAUUUGUUGGAACACAUAAACGGCGAAGGUCUCGGAACGACACUCAAAAGGCGGAUCUGGGACCCACUGGACAUGAACGAUACAUAUUUCUCCACCGCCGAAGUGCAAAAGUCCCCCACCUUGUCCAAGAGACUAGUCAAGGGCUACAGCUGGAACCCGGAAACACACACCUAUCACGAAGAGCCAUAUAUCAACUAUGCUCCGACGACCGGGACCGGAGCGAUGGUUUCUAAUGUGAUGGAUUACGCGAAGUGGCUGCGCGCGAUGCUGUAUCAGACACCGCCUAUCUCAAAAGAGGGGCAUACCGCACUUCGUAUACCCAGAACAGUCAUUGCCGACUCGGAUUGGAAGGAUAUGCUCGCUCCACCGGGGGCAUACCAUCUCUAUACGAUGGGGUGGUUCAUUGACCAUUACCAUGGAGAACAGAUAUAUUGGCACACGGGCAGCUGGGAUGGAUUUGGAAUUAUGGUGGGCUUUCUGCCUGCAAGAGGUUUUGCGUUUGCUAUGAUGGGAAAUACCCAAAACGCGAGGGUUGCACAGUUGGAGUUAUACUUGUAUCUCAUUGAUCAGCUGCUGGGGAAGAGUGGAGCGGACAGGGAAACUCAUGUGGGGAAGCUAGGGGCAAAGCUUAAGGAGAUGGAGCGGAGAUACAACGAGAGCGUCGAAAGUGUGGUGGCACGGUUGUAUCCAGACCUAAACACGAGGUUACCACUUGCGUUGUCGCUGGGAGCGUAUACAGGGACAUAUGCGCACCCGGGAUAUGGGGAUUUGAGGGUGUGUGAGGAGAGCAGCAAGUUGGUUGUUGAUUUGAGGGACCGUGUGCUGAGCAAGUAUAUGCGUUUUGAGCAUGUCAGUGGGGAUUUCUUCGUUGUCAAGUGCUAUACCCCUGGGGCUGAGGCUGUGGGACCAGAGUAUUUGAAGGCUGAAUUCUAUGUUGAUUCGGACGGAAUAGUGACGAGCUUGGGGUUGGAUUUGGAGUCUACUGUGGGGGAGAAGAUCUGGUUUCAACGAAGAGAGUGA
Molecule: messenger RNA, 1539 nt
Organism: Aspergillus welwitschiae
Lineage: Eukaryota; Fungi; Ascomycota; Eurotiomycetes; Eurotiales; Aspergillaceae
Product: beta-lactamase/transpeptidase-like protein
Exons: 2
Coding region: 1-1539 (512 amino acids)
Source: RefSeq, a predicted model, not a curated record